AUGAUCGAUUCGGAAUUCGAGAUGGACAACAACAACAACAUUCCUCCGAACGAAGACGAAGAAGAGGAAGACCUUGUGGUUGCUGGUCUUCUUACUAUGGAAGAAAUUAUGAGCCUUUCUGAAGAGGAUUUAAAAGAAAUGGGACUUUCUCGAGAGGAAUUGCUUGAAUUGGCAGCAACCUCAUGUAAUGAUAUUGGAAAGAAUCAAGAAGGUGGUUCAAUUGUGGAUGAGAAUGAGGCUCAUUCGGAGGAAUAUAAUGAUGACAAUGAUGAUGAACAUGAUUAUGGAUUUACUUCUACAUUUGAAGAAGAGGGGUCUUUGAAUGAUACGGUGGAUGAAUAUGAACUGGAUCAAGAGGAAUUGAUUGAAAUGGACAUUUUUGUCGAUGAGGAAUCUUUCAAAGAAUUCGAACAAGAAGAAUGUGUGGAAACGUCGAUUGAUGACCUUCCAUUUAUGAAUGCCAUAUUGGAAGAGAAUUAUCGAUUAAUGUUUGGAGAGAUUACUUUGGAUGAGGUGAAAUUUGAAGUUUCUUCAGUAACGACAGAUCAAAAACCUCAAAGAACGAACAUUUCAAAAAAGAAUCGUUUGAAAAAGGAACAACGAUUACAACAGUCUAAUAAUGUGACAGUUAAGAUGCGAGAUAUUCCUGAAAUUAAUUUUAUUGAACCAACUCAGUUUUGGCCUCACUAUGAAAAGUUGAUCAAGAAUCGAUUUGGUCAGCUUAAAGUGACAAGUAUUCAAUCAAUUGUUAAACCUUAUUUAUUGCAACGAUUUAAGAAUGCUGUUAUUGGGGAACAAGAACGAUUGAAACGAAACGUCUCAAAUCGAAUUGUAUUAUGUUUUCAUGGAACGCAUCCCUAUAAUAUUCCAAGUAUUAUCGAAAAGGGAUUGCUUGUUCCUGGAAAGGACAAUGAUCUUCAAGUAUUGAAUGGAUCUGCGUAUGGAGUUGGAAUUUAUUUGUCAGUGAUGGAUCCAUCCAUAAGUGUGAAUUAUUGUGCUGGUGGAAAUCAGCUCUUUGCAUGUGCAGUAUUGUUGACGGACACUGUGAAUACGAAAAAUCAUGGAAGUUUUUUAGUGAUCAAAGAAGAAGCUUAUGUCUUGCCAUGUUUUUUGGUCACAUUUGAGAAUCAUUUCAAGUCACCUUUUUCAACAGUUCUUCAAAAAGAGGAAACAAAACAAAGGGUUGUCAAAACUAAGAAGGGAGAGAUGGUAUUUUCAAAAAAGAGAAAAGAAGAGCAACGAGAAAAAUUACGUUUGAAAAAGGAACAAAAGAAGAAGCUAUAA
Naegleria fowleri is the source of this 1284-nucleotide messenger RNA. RefSeq lists its product as uncharacterized. The record is from RefSeq and is a predicted model, not a curated record. NCBI's taxonomy places the organism in Eukaryota, Heterolobosea, Eutetramitea, Acrasida, Naegleriidae. Bases 1 to 1284 code for a protein of 427 amino acids. Gene Ontology annotation, molecular function: NAD+ poly-ADP-ribosyltransferase activity. The transcript has a single exon.